Carassius auratus (goldfish) is the source of this 2380-nucleotide messenger RNA. It is a transcript of the gene ccdc175, whose product is annotated as coiled-coil domain containing 175. The transcript is spliced from 19 exons. Lineage: Eukaryota; Metazoa; Chordata; Actinopteri; Cypriniformes; Cyprinidae. The record is from RefSeq and is a predicted model, not a curated record. The coding region runs from base 103 to 2313 and encodes 736 amino acids.
UGAACUUGGAGUCAAACUGCUGCUGUUUUCAAAUCGGGGAACUUAUGUGGUUUGUUAGGUCGUCAGUUUCCCGUUUAAAGAAGAUAAUAAUAAUUUAAUAAUAUGGCGGCAUGUUUGGUGCCGGAUUUCCCAGCUGUAAGGAUUGCCUUGGAGCAUUUGGGCGAGUUAGAUAAACGACUGAGGGAAGAAGGCGUUUCAUUUAGUCAAGAAGCUAGUCACCACCUGAGAGAGACAGCUGACGCUAUUAAAGAGCUGGAAUCUUCUAGAAAAAUAGCCCGCGAGAAACUUGAAAUUGAAACUAUUGAGACAAGCAAGCUUCGACAUCGAACAAUAAACCUAGAGGAUGACAUCAGAAGUGAAAUAUCAGCUUGUGUCACAGCGGCUAGAGAAGACAAUGCUGCAGAGAUGAAUCGACUUCAGUCUGAGCUGAAAACUGUAGUAGAUGACAUACAAUCCAUGGAGGAGAAGCAACAACUCCUUGAACAAGAAAAUGCUGCUCUGAUUCAGGAGAAAGAAAACAUCAAAGGAAACUAUGAAGAUGAUGUUGACCAGAUGAAUCAGCAGAUGUCAAACAAAGCUAGUAUACAGAUGAUUUUAACAGAAAAACAGAAUGAGAUUCAGUCAUUGAAGGACAAAAUUGUCCAGGUGAAAGCGGCCCAACAGGACCUAAAAGAAAACAUGAUUCAGAAGAGUAAAACAUUUGCUGAAAGCAAACAUGCUGUGGAAAAAGAGAUAGAGGAAAUUGCUCUUAAGAUUAAAGAACAAAGAAAAAUCAAUGCAGGAACACGCAAGGAGCUGGAUAUCCUUACAUCAGAACUCCAAGACAAGGAGGAGACAAUAACACAGUGUGAAAAACAUAUAUCUCAGAUGGAGAAAAACAUUGCAAGAAUGGCAGCAUCUAAAAUCAUGUACAAAGAAUGGCUUCAUGAGGAGAAAAGUCAGCAAGAGGAACUUAAUCGUCAGAAGGAGACUCAUGAGCGUGAACUUCUUGAACUGGCAGAAGCGAGUGAGCAGAAAGUUCAGGGCCUUCAGAAGCAGAUGGUGGAGAUUGAAAAUGAGAUAAAGGAAGAACAGAAAGUGAAAAGUGCUCUAUCAGAGCCCCUCGCUAAACUGUCAGACAUCUUCAGCACUCAGAGGAAAGAGGAAGAUGACAUGAUUGCUGAACAUCACAGUCUGUUCAAACGAUUAGAGGAGAAUAAACUGAGACGUGAUGAGGAUGUUAUAUCCAUUGCCAAAUGUAGAUUUGAAAUCAAAAACAUGAAAGAAGAGAUGAGACAGCUUCACGACGCUAACAUAAUCAAUGCAGAUAUGUUUGAGAAAACUCUGGAGGAACUGGAAGGUCAGUUGGCCAAACAUAACAUGAGCAGGGCAGCAGUUGAAGCUGAGAGAGAGAAAAUAAGUCAAUCUCACAAAACCCUUAAAGAGGAACACGAAGAGUAUGUGAAGGAGAUCAAUGCAGCCAUCGAACAGGCCCAGAAGAAAUAUGGAGAGUUGCUUCAUGAGAAGAAGAACCUCCAAAACCAUAUAUUAUUGAAUUCGGUUAUAAUGGAUCUUACAGAAGAGCUGACAAAUUUAGAGGAAGUGGGAAAACAAAUGGAAAUGAACUACCAGGCUGAAAUUCAACAGCUUACAAGGGAUGUAGAAUCAAUCACUCAAGCUCAUACAGAAAGAGAACAGGAGCUCAAGGACCAAGAGUCGAUUUUAGAGACGGUGCAGUCUCAGUUUGACAUUGACCACCUCAAACAUCAGACUUUCAAAAACCAAAUAACAGAGCUGGUAACCCAAAGAAAACUUAUUGAGGUCUCCAUUGAGAACUUCACAAAACAGACUGCUGCUCUCCUAAAACCAAAGGAAGAUCUAAAAAGAGAGUUAAUGACUUUGAGGGCCAAGCAUAUGGAGAUGUUAACUGCCAACGCUGCAGUGAUCAGUGAAGUCGAAAAAAGCAUCUACGAGAAUAAGGUCAUGCUGGAGCAAGUUACGAUGGAAAACAGUCGCCUGCAUGUGUGCAUUGAACAACUGAAGGAGGAAAUAUUGGAUGCAAAGAAAGACAAGGAAAAAUAUAUGCACGAAGUCAAAUGGAUGAACGAGGAAGUGCAGUCUCUCUUUAAGACUCUAACGGAUACCUGGAAUACAAAUAUGUUGCUUACUGAGAACUCUGCAAAUCAAGACCAAAAGAUUGUGGAUAAUAUACACAAUCUCAUAGUGAGGAUUCAAGAAAGAAAACAUCACAUCAGUGACAUCAACAACAGACUGGAGAAAGAGUUAUUGGGCAUGAGCUCCGUGUUAGAGAAGCCAAACUUCAAGAACACUUAAUUUCACAUUGAUAUGGAACAAUGUCUUCUGACAUUUAAAAACUAUUUUACAGAGACCUCAAUUAUUA